AUGAUAUCGAUUUCCGUUUUCUAUGGUAUUGUGAGUUCUAACUAUACAGAGCUGGACACCGAAUCAGGUGGGUCAUCACCAUUUCCUCCGCUAGACACCGAAUCAGGUGGGUCUUCUCCAUUUCCUCCUUUGAACACCGAAUCAGGUUGGACUUCUCCAUUUUCUCCUGUAGGUUACAUAGAGGGCAUGUGGGUUGAGUGUAUACUCCCAAUCUGUGAUAGUGUUUUGCGAGACAAUCGUGUCCAUCGGCAACCGUGUCAGUCUAAACUCAGCAACGGCUUCGAUUCUUGGCCAAAGUCUAAACUCAGCAACGGCUUCGAUUCUUGGCCAUUACGUAGUCUAAACUCAGCAACAGAUUCCAUUCUUGGCCAUGGUAGUCUAAACUCAGCAACGGCUUCGAUUCUUGGUAACCGUGUCAGGUACGUAGUCUAA
Molecule: messenger RNA, 432 nt
Organism: Rodentolepis nana
Lineage: Eukaryota; Metazoa; Platyhelminthes; Cestoda; Cyclophyllidea; Hymenolepididae
Source: the annotation of a GenBank genome assembly